GAGAGUUCAGAAGGCUGGAGCCGAGUUUUGCAUGCAGACCCCAGCACCACAUGGUCGCCCAGGCAGAGUACUGAGCCUAGUUGUGGCCCCCAAACAAAACUUUUUCGGUGGUAAAAGAACCUUGUAACUUCUGGAGUACUGAAAAGGUGGCACUUUUCAAGUGACCAGUGUUUGAUUCCUUUCUCUGACGGUCGGGUAAGUCCCGGGGGUUCUCUGGGUGCCCGUGCGGUUGUCCCGCGGAGCCCCGCCUCGAAGCCGUGCCUCCCGCAGGCAGAGCAGGCGCGCGGACCGUGUUGUUCUCUCUCCGGCCUCGGGCUCGCAUUUACGAGAAGGCAAGUAAUCGAAAUCAGGAACAGCUGAGUCUCUGGAGCUCCUUCCAGCUCCAGGCUCCCCCCCCCCGGGCCGGAGCCGCCUAGAGAGCCCGGGAGCCGGGCCUCUUCCGGCUUCCGCAGGAAGCGCGGCGCUGCCGGAAGUGACGACAGCGGGCGGGGGACGACCUGUCUCUUCCUCUCCACGCGGUGGACGGGAGUGCGCGGUCGCCGCAGCCGGUGCCGAGUGAUGCCGGGGAAGCUUCUGAGUGACGCGGCCUCGGAGUCCGACGAAGCCAUGGGGAAAGCGGAGAAGCCGCGCAAGCAGAGCGAGAAGAAAAGUAAAAAGGAAAAUCCAAAGCCUAACAUGAUUGAAGAGGCAGAAGAACAGGAAGAAAUUGUUUCUCCCAAAGCUAAGAAAGUUAAAAGAAAAGCAGAGCCUUCUGAGGUGGAAAUGAAUUCCCUUAAGUCCAAAAAGGCAACAAAGAAAGAGGAGCCUUCUCCAGAUGACAUGUCUCCUAAAAGCAAAAGUGUGAAAAAGAAAAAGGAGUCUGUAGAAAAGAACAUUAAUUCCUCUAAAACCAAAAAGGUAAAAAUCGAGGAGCCCUCUGAAGAAGAAAUAGAUACUCCAAAGCCCAAAAAGAUGAAGAAAGAAAAAGAAAUGAAUGGAGAAAUUGGGGCGAAAAGUCCCAAAAUAAAGAAUGGAUUCUCUCAUUCUGGACCUGAUUCUAACUCCAGUGAAGCUGCCAGUGAAGAAAGUAACACCGAGUUACAGCAGGAAAUGUCUGUGGAACAAAAAGAAGGCGCUUUCUCUAACUUUCCCAUAUCUGAAGAUACUAUUAAACUUCUCAAAGCGCGUGGGGUGACGUUCCUGUUUCCUAUACAAGCAAAGACAUUUCACCAUGUCUAUAGUGGGAAGGACUUAAUCGCACAAGCACGGACAGGAACUGGCAAGACCUUCUCCUUUGCCAUCCCUUUGAUUGAGAAACUUCUGGGACAAUUGCAAGACCGGAAGAGAGGUCGUGCCCCUCAGGUACUGGUUCUUGCACCCACCAGGGAGUUGGCAAAUCAAGUGAGCAGAGAUUUCAGUGACAUCACAAAAAAGCUGGCAGUGGCUUGUUUUUAUGGUGGAACUCCCUAUGGAGGUCAAAUUGAACGGAUGCGGAAUGGGAUUGAUAUCCUGGUUGGGACACCGGGCCGUAUCAAAGACCACCUACAGAAUGGCAAGUUAGAUCUCACCAAACUGAAGCAUGUUGUCCUGGAUGAAGUUGACCAGAUGUUGGAUAUGGGGUUUGCUGAUCAAGUGGAAGAAAUAUUAAGUGUGGCAUACAAGAAAGAUUCUGAAGACAAUCCCCAAACACUGCUUUUUUCUGCAACUUGCCCUCAUUGGGUGUUUAAUGUUGCUAAGAAGUACAUGAAGUCUUCAUAUGAACAGGUGGACUUGAUUGGCAAAAAGACUCAGAAAGCGGCAAUAACUGUGGAGCAUCUGGCCAUCAAGUGUCACUGGACUCAAAGGGCAGCAGUUAUUGGGGACGUGAUCCGAGUGUACAGUGGGUUUAACGGACGCACUAUCAUCUUCACUGAAACCAAGAAAGAAGCGCAGGAGUUGUCCCAGAGUUCAUCCAUUAAGCAGGAUGCCGAGUCAUUACAUGGAGACAUUCCACAGAAGCAAAGAGAAAUUACCCUGAAGGGUUUUAGAAAUGGUGAUUUUGGUAUUUUGGUUGCAACUAAUGUUGCUGCUCGUGGGUUGGACAUCCCUGAGGUUGACCUGGUUGUUCAAAGUUGCCCACCAAAAGAUGUGGAGUCCUAUAUUCAUCGUUCUGGGCGAACAGGAAGAGCUGGAAGAACAGGGAUCUGCAUCUGCUUUUAUCAGCACAAGGAGGAAUAUCAGUUAGUGCAAGUGGAACAGAAAGCGGGAAUUAAAUUUAAACGAAUAGGUGUUCCUUCUGCAACAGAGAUCAUCAAAGCUUCCAGCAAAGAUGCCAUCAGGCUUUUGGAUUCUGUUCCUCCUACGGCCAUCAGUCACUUCAAACAGUCGGCCGAGAAACUGAUCGAGGAGAAGGGAGCUGUGGAAGCCCUGGCCGCUGCGCUGGCCCAUAUUUCAGGUGCCACCUCAGUGGACCAGCGCUCCUUGAUCAACUCACAGGCGGGCUUUGUGACCAUGAUCAUGAAGUGCUCAAUUGAAAUGCCAAACAUUAGUUAUGCAUGGAAGGAGCUUAAAGAGCAGCUGGGAGAGGAUAUUGAUUCCAAAGUGAAGGGAAUGGUGUUUCUCAAAGGAAAGCAGGGUGUGUGUUUUGACAUCCCGACUGCUACAGCAACAGAAGUUCAGGAAAAAUGGCAUGAUUCUCGGCGCUGGCAGCUGUCCGUGGCCACAGAGCAGCCAGAGCUGGAAGGACCCAAGGAAGGAUAUGGGAACUUCCGGGGACAGAGGGAAGGGAACAGAGGCUUCCGGGGACAGCGGGAUAGAAGCAGAGGCUUCCGGGGACAGAGAGGAGGUGGCAACAAGAAUAACAGAUUUCAGAACAAAGGCCAGAAACGGAGUUUUAGUAAAGCCUUCGGUUAGUCAAACCCAGGGGAUUUACAGGGCAUAAGAGAACUGUUUGGCAACUGAACAUUAUUUUUCAUACAGAGUUAAAACACAUUGUGUUCCUUCCCAACUCCUUGCUGUCUCUGUUCCCCAUUUCUUUGAUACAAGCUUCAUUUAAUUUUCUUCAUCUCGCUAUUAGUGAUGUUAUUUUGACUUUCUGUGUCAGGUUGUCCUUUAACAAGGUAUAUGAAUUCAGUUUUAUUCUGAUGUAUUGUCUGUAGAUUGCAGGAUGAAAUCAAGCGCACACAUGCUUAUACUUUUAAAGGUGAUGUAUCUUCGUACUUCAAAGUGUCUCAGUAGUGUUCUCUCCUCAGUACCUGUGGGGAAUGCAGCAGUCCUUGGAGAAGCAAUUUGAGGCAUCCAGGCUUUCUUCUGUAAUUGGCGUUCCUCGGCGACUGCCUAACCACUGGGCAUAUGGCCCUAGAACGAGUCUCCUGAGAACUGAUACUGAGCAGCAUUUUAAAGCAGAAUUUUAAGUUUAGCUGAGAUAAUCACGAGGUUCAUACCAGCACAUGGCCUCUGUUGGGGAGGUGGUGGUGCAGCUGCUGGUGGGCAGAGAUUAGCCACUGUUGUGUAUUUUUAUACAGUUUAAUUUCUCAACAUAAGGUGAUUCAUUCUUCAGAUUUUACAUAUGUAUUGACUUAAAAAAUAGUAAACAAAUUUCUACAAGGAAUUUCAAAUGAUGACCUUUCUUCAAAAGGAGGCUGCACUAAUUGUGACUAAAGAUAAUGUACUUCGUGUUGGAAGAUGAACAUUCUUAGCAAGAAGUAAUUAAGGGAAUGGUGGGCUCAAAUUUGAAUUGUUGAGCGUGUGUUAAAUGAUAAUUAGUGAAUAUGCACUGUAAAGCAUUCUUUUACUGGUGAAAACACUGGGCUAUUAAUGUUAGUAAUUUCAAUGGGUAUAAGACAGUUUUAGAUAGAAAGAUCCAAUUUAGCUUCUCAAAGACGUGGUUCCUAUUUAUAGACAUAGUAUCAGAUGCCCCCCACUCUAUUUAUAGUCACACUGCACACAGUGCAGGGUUUUCCCAUUUUGGCUGGUUGGAGACUUAAUUUUUAAGACAAAAACCUGUGGGUGUUUUUUUUUUUUUUUCCAGGUUGUUUUGAGGUAAUUGAGUAGGGCUGGCUAGAUAAAUAUUUCUCCGGGAAACUUAUGCAUGGUUUAGGAGCUUAAAAUACAUUGUUUGCUCACUUUCAAUUCCUAGGAAUUCUGUGUUGGGAGGGACCGGAGCAUUAGAGAAGUGGGUAUGGUGCUUCCUUGCAUGUGGUGCCACAGGUUCUAUCCCUGGCACCCCAGUUGGUCCCCUAAGCCUGCCAGGAGUGAUCCCUGAGCAUGGCUAGGUAUGGCUCAAAAACCAAAACAAAUUCUCAGGGAAUAAACUGGUAAAAAAAAGUUAAGAAACAUGACCUGUCUUGUUUUCAUUUAUUAGUUUUCAAUAAAAUCUAGGUCCUGGCUUCUCAUGUAUUGGAUCUUUCUAACUGCCUCUCCACUACCUAGUGGCAAGGGACUCAGUAGCCAUCUCCACUCUGGAUUCUUAAGGCAGUCUCCUUUUUGUGUUUGCAUUUCAUUCUGUUCCCCUUGAAUCUAACUAGAUAUGUUUCGAAUUUUCUAGAUUUUUGAGGCCAGAUACAUGAUUCAUGACAGAGCCUCACUUGCCUUGGUCCCCCGGCUUGCUUCCCAUCCCCAAAUAAUUCUCAUUCCUCCAGCCACUUAUCAAUUUUAUCACUUUUCAUCCUACUCUUGACUUCUCAACAAGCCACAGGGACUAAGAUGGUGUUCGACUGUCAACACAUGUGCCUGUGGUUUAGUUUAUUAAAUUCCUGAGCAUAUUUUAAUAACCAUUACAUCACAAAAAGGGGAGAAAAAGGAUAUGUGCCUAUCCUUGAUGCUGGAACCAUGAUAAUGCAAUUAACCUUAAGAAUGAUAAGCAGAAAUCAAGAGUUAAGGGGGAAGGUUAAUAGAAGUUUCUUUGAAAUUUAAGGAAAACAUGACUUUGAAUAAAUGAAGCUAAAAUUUAUCCUGAAUCCUGGAAUUCAAACCGUAUUUAUUACUGUAAUUCUUCUACUAUUUGGUUUAAUUUGGCUCGUUGGGCUAGCCUGGGAUAUGUUAGCAUUUUUACUAUUUCUACAAGAGAAAAUAUUUUUCAAUUUAUGUAUCAGACAAUUUAAAGACCUUUUAAAAUACAACCAUUUUUAUGUUGGAGCUAUCUGUACAGCAGUUUAUUUACAGUUGUACAUAAAAUGUUUUUACUAUAAAAUUGAGUUAAUGUAUAAAAUACUGCUUUAUGCCAUAAUAAAGGUAUUGGUACU
Messenger RNA from Sorex araneus (European shrew), 5201 nucleotides. It is a transcript of the gene DDX21, whose product is annotated as DExD-box helicase 21. The record is from RefSeq and is a predicted model, not a curated record. The transcript is spliced from 15 exons. NCBI's taxonomy places the organism in Eukaryota, Metazoa, Chordata, Mammalia, Eulipotyphla, Soricidae. Bases 559 to 2871 code for a protein of 770 amino acids. Gene Ontology annotation, molecular function: RNA helicase activity; RNA binding; ATP binding.